Molecule: messenger RNA, 718 nt
Organism: Neomonachus schauinslandi (Hawaiian monk seal)
Lineage: Eukaryota; Metazoa; Chordata; Mammalia; Carnivora; Phocidae
Product: ubiquitin-conjugating enzyme E2 E3-like
Exons: 1
Coding region: 95-718 (207 amino acids)
Biological process (GO): protein polyubiquitination
Cellular component (GO): nucleus
Molecular function (GO): ubiquitin conjugating enzyme activity
Source: RefSeq, a predicted model, not a curated record
GAAGGGUUUUUUUCUCUCUCCCUCCACCACACCGUAACCGCGCGCGAGCGGGCCGGGCGGGCGGCCGAGUUUUCCAAGAAAUAACUUCACCAAGAUGUCCACUGAUAGGCAAAGGUCCGAUGAUGAGAGCCCCAACACCAGCAGUGGUAGUUCAGAUGCGGACCUGCGAGACCCAGCCGCUCCAGAGGCUGAAGAACAGGAAGAAAGAAAACCUUCUGCCACCCAGCAGAAGAAAAACACCAAACUCUCCAGCAAAACCCCUGCUAAGUUAUCCACUAGUGCUAAAAGAAUUCAGAAGGAGCUAGCUGAAAUAACUCUUGAUUCUCCUCCUAACUGCAAUGCUGGGCCUAAAGAAGAUAACAUUUAUGAAUGGAGAACGACUCUACUUGGUCCACCAGCUUCUGUAUAUGAAGGUGGUGUGUUUUUUCUGGAUAUCACUUUUUCAUCUGAUUAUCCAUUUAAGCCACCAAAGGUUACUUUCCGCACCAGAAUUUAUCACUGCAACAUCAACAGUCAGGGAGUCAUCUGUCUGGACAUCCUUAAAGACAACUGGAGUCCUGCUUUGACUAUCUCAAAGGUUUUGCUGUCGAUUUGUUCUCUUUUGACAGAUUGCAACCCUGCAGAUCCUCUGGUUGGAAGCACAGCCAUUCAGUAUUUGACCAACAGAGCAGAACAUGACAGGACAGCCAGACAGUGGACCAAAAGAUACGCCACAUAA